Molecule: messenger RNA, 738 nt
Organism: Fonsecaea multimorphosa CBS 102226
Lineage: Eukaryota; Fungi; Ascomycota; Eurotiomycetes; Chaetothyriales; Herpotrichiellaceae
Exons: 2
Coding region: 1-738 (245 amino acids)
Source: RefSeq, a predicted model, not a curated record
AUGGCCGCCGCGCAAGCCGAGCCCGAGAUCAUCCUUUACGACCUGGCCUGCAUCAAGAACGUCUGCUUUUCGCCUGUUGUCUGGCGAAUCCGCCUCAUGCUCAACUACAAGCAGAUCCCUUACAAGACCGUCUUCCUCGAGUUCCCGGACAUCGAACCCACGCUGAAAGAGCUGGGUAUUUCGCUAUCGGGAUCUCAGACCAAAUAUACCGUCCCGGCAAUCCACCACGUCCCGAGCAAGACAUACUUGAUGGAAUCGGCGGUCAUCGCGCAAUUCCUCGAGUCGACAUACCCGGACCCGCCGGUGCCUUUGACGUCGGAGCUAGGGCGCGAAAUCGAAGCAAAAGCACGCAGUGUGAGCGGCGCCGUGUUCCGCGCGUCGACGCUGCCGCGCGAGAUCAACAUCCUGUCGCCGCGCGCGCAGGAAUAUUUCAGACGCACGCGCGAGGCCUCGCUCGGCCACCGCCUCGAGGACCUGCUUGACGACCCGGCCAAGGAGGACGCGGCCUGGUCCGCGGCGAGCGAGGGCUUGCGCGCUGUCGGCGAGCUGAUGCAGACGCACAAGGCCGAGGGCCCCUUCGUGCUGGGCGCCCGGCCGAGCUACACCGACUUCUUCAUCGCAGGGUCCUUGCAGAGCGCGAGGGUGGUGGAUGAAGGUGUGUUUCAGCGGUACAUGAAGUAUUCGGGCCGCACGGAAGUUUAUGAGGCGUGUCUGCCCUAUAUGGAGAAGAAGGAUUGA